AACUCAUUAUGCGGCUCAUAUCUACCAUCCUCCCCAUACUUGCCAAUGUCAUAGCGGUACCAGCACUCUAUUGCACAGCAGACGGAAUCCCAUGGCCAGACGAGGCCGGGCCUGGACAAGUUUGCAAUAAACAUCUAUUUUGCGUAUGUAUAUCCUUAUAGACAAUCACUUACCUCCCCGAAUCGCUAUCUCAAUGUAAUAUCCAACUGAGAAAUCCGAAAUUCUGACUAAUACAACAUGUAGUGUACCAGUGAUGAAAUUGGUCAAGAUUCAGAUAUCUUCACUAUCCACAGAACGGGAGAAGAGUUACUGGAUAUUGAUGGAUAUAGUAUUAACUGCUUAGAAGGAUUCGGGGUAAGUUUCUUCAUCUGCUUCUUUUGUGUUUGGGAAAUAAUUUUGUAUACGGAAAUAUUGUACUGAUGAAGUGGUGA
This is a messenger RNA of Hymenoscyphus albidus, 431 nucleotides long. Lineage: Eukaryota; Fungi; Ascomycota; Leotiomycetes; Helotiales; Helotiaceae. The record is from the annotation of a GenBank genome assembly.